AUGUCUCAUCUAUACGAAGUCGCGCUGUACGGCGAGUUCUUCGCCAAGGACCUGAGGCCUAUCCUCAACCGUCUAACUCUACACAGCGAAACCUCGUCGGAUUUGCAUAUUCGAGAGGUCGUGUUCGAGCCGCUAGACGCUCAAAUGCAACGCAGCCAAGGCAAUGAACCAGUCUUCUUGAGAUGUAGCAAGGACUUGAUGGAUUCCAAGGCGGGCUGGCUGAUGUACUCUUAUUUAAAGCCUGAGUCCGUGCGUCAGCACCCAGAAGCGACUGUACGACCGUGGGCAACGUGCCAUGUUAUGGAAGAUGCGUUGAGCUUCGCAUCUGCUCUUGGUUAUGUUCGACGAGCGCAGCUAUACAAGAAGGGAUACGCAUUUCGUCGUGGUCCAUUAGUGAUCCACAUGUUUCAACAAGAACAAGUCGAUCCACGCACGCAAAAACCCAUUCCUGCUCACGCUGAUACCCUCUGGGAGGUAGAAGUAAAGACCGCUUACCCAGUCCAAAAUACACAAGAAACGCCCUUAAGUCAGAUGAUCGAGGCCGUUCUUGAAGUCCAGCGUAUCAUGCGAGGUUUAUUGGAUUUGCGAAGAAAGGAUGUAUGA
Molecule: messenger RNA, 603 nt
Organism: Fomitiporia mediterranea MF3/22
Lineage: Eukaryota; Fungi; Basidiomycota; Agaricomycetes; Hymenochaetales; Hymenochaetaceae
Exons: 5
Coding region: 1-603 (200 amino acids)
Biological process (GO): regulation of transcription by RNA polymerase II; termination of RNA polymerase II transcription
Cellular component (GO): core mediator complex; mediator complex
Molecular function (GO): transcription coregulator activity
Source: RefSeq, a predicted model, not a curated record